Rangifer tarandus platyrhynchus (Svalbard reindeer) is the source of this 342-nucleotide messenger RNA. Lineage: Eukaryota; Metazoa; Chordata; Mammalia; Artiodactyla; Cervidae. The record is from the annotation of a GenBank genome assembly.
AUGGAAUUCUAUCAAUCUGUUAUCAUCUCCGGGAGAGACUGUGGUUCACACACCCAGACUCAUAAACUUAACCAGCAAAUAGGCAGAGGAUGUGAAUCUACAAGAAAAAGAAAUAGCGAACAGACAUGUAUUCGGAUUUCCCAGGUGGUGCUUGUGGUGCUCAUAAGGAACCUGCCUGCCUGUGCAGGAGACAAAGAGAUGCAGGUUCGAUAUCAAGGUCAGAAGGAUCCCUUAGAGGAGGACAUGGCAAUCCACUCUAGUAUUCUUGCCUGGAGAAUCUCAUGGACAGAGGAGCCUGACGGUCUACAGUCCAUAGAGUUGCAAAGCACUGGACCCAGCUGA